AUGGACGGCAUAAAGCAGACGUUUGCGCAAUGCAAGAAAGAGAACCGCUCGGCCCUGGUGGCCUAUGUCACCGCGGGGUACCCGCACCCCGACGAGUCGGUUGAUAUCAUGCUCGGCCUGGAGGAGGGGGGCGCCGAUAUCAUCGAACUCGGCGUGCCCUUCACGGACCCCAUCGCCGACGGCCCGACCAUCCAGCGCGCAAACACCCAGGCCCUGCAGCAUGGCGUCACGAUGACCUUGGUUCUGCAAAUGAUCCGCUCGGCGCGCGAUCGGGGCCUGCGGGCGCCCGUCAUUCUGAUGGGAUACUACAACCCACUGCUGCGGUACGGCGAGGAGCGCGCGCUGAGGGACGCCAAAGCCGCCGGGGCCAAUGGCUUUAUUAUGGUUGAUUUGCCGCCCGAGGAAGCUGUGCGCUUUCGGGAUUUGUGCAAAUAUGAAGGAUUGUCGUAUAUCCCCCUGAUCGCGCCGUCGACGUCAGAGUCUCGGAUGAAGCUUCUAUGUGAGAUUGCGGAUUCGUUUAUCUAUGUUGUCUCGAGAAUGGGUGUUACUGGUGCCACGGGACAGUUGAGUGCUGGUUUGCCAGAGCUUCUUGGUCGGGUACAUAAAUACUCGGGAAAUAUUCCCGCCGCACUCGGUUUCGGAGUCAGCACGCGAGAGCACUUCUUGGGUCUCCAGGAUAUUGCAGAAGGGGUUGUUAUUGGAAGCCAAAUUAUCAAUGUCUUGGGGACUGCGCCAGAUGGUCAACGUCGUCAGAAGGUUAAAGAAUACUGUUCAAGUAUCACAGGAAGAACUGUGGACCGCAGCACACUUCCGGAUUCGCUGACGAGGGAGGUUGGUCUUACCGAAGCUCUUGCUGGAGCCCAGGAGCCAGAAGGGGCCCAUGCGACAAAAGUUAUCAAAGAGUCCUCGACUGCUGGACCUGGACUAGGGGAUCAACUUGAAGCCCUCAAUAUCACCAAGAACCCAGCAGCCAUUCCAGCACGGUUCGGAGAGUUUGGUGGACAAUACGUUCCGGAAUCUCUCAUGGACUGCCUGGCCGAGUUAGAGGCCGGAUUUGAACAAGCUAAGAAUGAUCCCAAGUUCUGGGAGGAAUUCCGCUCAUACUACCCCUAUAUGGGCCGACCAAGCAGUUUACAUUUCGCCUCACGCUUGACGGAACAUGCUGGCGGGGCGAAUAUCUACAUCAAACGAGAAGACCUGAACCAUACAGGAAGUCACAAAAUCAACAAUGCCCUGGGGCAAGUCUUGCUUGCCCGCCGUCUUGGGAAAACAAGAAUCAUCGCUGAGACGGGCGCCGGACAGCACGGCGUAGCCACUGCGACCGUCUGCGCGAAGUUUGGCAUGGAGUGUGUGAUUUACAUGGGUGCAGAGGACGUUCGUCGCCAGGCAUUGAACGUGUUCCGUAUCAAACUGCUCGGCGCCUCUGUCGUUGCCGUCGAGGCUGGCUCUCGGACUCUCCGUGAUGCCGUGAACGAGGCCCUCCGCGCCUGGGUCGUCGAUUUGCAGAGCACGCAUUACGUGAUCGGCUCUGCGAUCGGGCCUCAUCCCUUCCCCACUAUUGUCCGCACGUUCCAGUCCGUCAUUGGCGAGGAGACGAAGAAACAAAUGCUGGAAUUGACUGGCAGACUCCCCGAUGCCGUCGUAGCCUGCGUUGGCGGCGGCAGUAAUGCCGUUGGCAUGUUUUAUCCCUUCUCAAACGACACAGAAGUCAAACUCCUCGGCAUCGAGGCCGGUGGAGAUGGCGUUGAGACGGGCAAACACUCGGCCACGCUGUCCAGCGGAAGCAAAGGCGUAUUACACGGUGUGCGUACCUACGUCUUGCAAGACGAACACGGGCAGAUCUCCGACACCCAUUCCAUCUCCGCUGGUCUCGAUUAUCCUGGCGUUGGUCCUGAGUUGAGCUCCUGGAAGGAUAGCUCGAGAGCCGAGUUUAUCGCUGCCACGGAUGCCCAAGCCCUGAUUGGUUUCCGGACCAUCUCCCAGCUAGAAGGUAUCAUCCCUGCGCUGGAGUCGUCUCAUGCGGUCUAUGGAGUGCUCGAGCUGGCGAAGAAGAUGGAGAAAGGCAAGAAUAUUGUUCUAAACUUGAGUGGUCGCGGUGAUAAAGAUGUUCAGAGUGUUGCGGAUGCGUUACCCGUCAUUGGGCCACAGAUCGGGUGGGAUUUGAGGUUCUAG
This is a messenger RNA of Ophidiomyces ophidiicola, 2172 nucleotides long. RefSeq names its product anthranilate synthase / indole-3-glycerol phosphate synthase. The record is from RefSeq and is a predicted model, not a curated record. The coding region runs from base 1 to 2172 and encodes 723 amino acids. Gene Ontology annotation, molecular function: tryptophan synthase activity. The transcript has 3 exons. Gene Ontology annotation, biological process: L-tryptophan biosynthetic process. Gene Ontology annotation, cellular component: cytoplasm. NCBI's taxonomy places the organism in Eukaryota, Fungi, Ascomycota, Eurotiomycetes, Onygenales, Onygenaceae.